GGGCCUAUAACCUGUGCCAUUCUGUGUUCACGAAUGUCAUGCAAAGAGUUCCAGUAUUCAGACGGAAGUCGCUUAUGCAUCACACGACACACAGAUGCAGUAUCUGGUGGUGUCAUUAACCCAGGCAGUGGUUUGUAUCACACUUUCAUCGACACCAAAGAAGAUCCUGCGACAUGUUCAGAGAUCAGGAAGGACAACCCAGCUGCUCACAGUGGAGAGUAUACCAUCAUGCCUUCAGCUCCUCAGUUCAGGGGAAUGUCAGUGAAGGUUUACUGCUUGAUGAAUGACACACACCAGCUGGAGUAUGUCACACUGCCAAACGAGAACGUCGGAAACUAUCCUAAAAGGUCGAAUGGUAACUGUGGAAAUGAGGUGUCAUAUUUACCGGCAGUUGCUGUUGGCAAAGAUGGAGUAACAGUGUAUCAGAAGAUCAGAAUUCUACCGUCGACAAUGACUGUUGUGAAAACUGACAUCACCUUUACCAGCGGGACCAAGACGGAGCCACAUCAGUUUGGUAGAGCAGAGGAUUGUUACUCAUAUAAGGGACACUGCAAACGAGUGGGGACCUUUCACAUCGACACACUGGGGACUGGGAUGAAGUUUGCCUCUGAUCUCGGGUGGACUGGAGACGGAUACGGGUCCAAAGUGUACAGUGUUACCCGGUCACAAGAUGGUGCUGUCAUUGAUCUGGUAUGUGGAGGCUGGUGUGCGGGAUGUGAUCCUAUUGGAGACAUGGUCCUCUACCCAAACAGUCAGGAUAUUCAGCCAUAGACCUGGUGUGGAAGGUUGUGUUGAUGAAGCCCCAAUAUGUGAACAGUAAAAACUGGAGGAUGUUUUUGCGAUUGAUGAUGUUCUUCAACCGAAAUACAUUAGUCAUUCAUUCUACAGACAUGUAUAAAACACAGUCAGGUAUUAGCCUUAAAAGCAGUUCCCACAAACACAGACAUGUUCAGAUGACAUUGGAGAAGUGCGACUAUAUCCGCUUAACAUCGGUUUUAGUUUUGAGGCGAAAACUCAGCACUAUUUGCAAUAAAGACCGUAUAUGUCAAUAGAAUUAUCUGCCUUGCUCUCUCAGAAUAGGUUUUCAGCACCCUAAUGCUAAUCAAAAAGGAGAACAAAUCAAACUGAUGCUUGCUAUGCUGUCAUCACUAAUGAACACUCAUGUAUUCAUUGUCAUUGAAUUCUGACAAACUCAAAGUAGUUUUCUCUUCCACUUCCUACAAAUACAAUGGUGUCUUUCCCAGUAGGCUUUAUGUUAUUUGUACAGUCUGAUAUCCGUAUUUAUGUAUUCAGUCAACAAGUGCUUACAAUCAUGCGAGAAGUGAUUUUGUUUAUUGUCCCUUGCUUCAGCAAAAAGGAAAUUGAUUUUUAUGGCCGUGGUAUUUGAGUCCCUCGUGGCUUUACAUAGAAUCCAGUCUAACUGGUGAUUUGCUCAGCACACUAUUGGAUGUCACGUCGCCUGAUUUCAUGUGGCAUACUUUGUGUUAUAUAUUGGCUUUAAC
Messenger RNA from Haliotis rubra (blacklip abalone), 1502 nucleotides. Its product is annotated as A disintegrin and metalloproteinase with thrombospondin motifs 9-like. The transcript is spliced from 5 exons. NCBI's taxonomy places the organism in Eukaryota, Metazoa, Mollusca, Gastropoda, Lepetellida, Haliotidae. The record is from RefSeq and is a predicted model, not a curated record. The coding region runs from base 34 to 771 and encodes 245 amino acids. Gene Ontology annotation, molecular function: zinc ion binding; metalloendopeptidase activity.